Messenger RNA from Terrapene triunguis (Three-toed box turtle), 1629 nucleotides. Its product is annotated as major facilitator superfamily domain-containing protein 1-like. The coding region runs from base 253 to 1488 and encodes 411 amino acids. Gene Ontology annotation, molecular function: transmembrane transporter activity. Gene Ontology annotation, biological process: transmembrane transport. The record is from RefSeq and is a predicted model, not a curated record. The transcript is spliced from 13 exons. NCBI's taxonomy places the organism in Eukaryota, Metazoa, Chordata, Testudines, Emydidae.
CUAGUGCUUUUCUUCAACUGCCUCUUGACUUUUGGCUCUUACUUCUGCUUUGAUAUUCCCAGUGUCCUGCAGGAGCAGUUUCAAGGGGUUGGGAAGUGAGUGGUGGAGAUGAGUCUAGAAAGGAAGUCAAAACCAGGCUCUUGUACCUAUUGAGGCCCACCACCCAAAAAGAAGAACCUAACCUGCCCCAAUGGAACCCAGCAUAAUGGCACUGGACAUAAUGGCACAUUGGCCUGUGUGGAAGGUCUGGGGAUGACGCCUGCACAGUACAACCUGCUAUAUGCAAUCUAUGCUUGGACGAAUGCGCUGGUGGUGAUUCUGGCUGGAUUCCUGAUUGAUAAACUGGGAAAUCACUUUGGUGUCUUUCUUUUCUCUUUCCUGACUGUCUUGGGAUCGUCCAUCUUCGCUCUGGGCUCUCACUUCAAGGGAACUCCGUACCUUCUGCCGCUGAUGCUGACAGGACGGUUGCUGUUUGGAUCUGGGAAUGGGUCACUUACCAUUGUGCAGAAUCGCAUCACUGCCUUCUGGUUCAAGGGGAAGGAACUGGCCUUGGCAUUUGGACUGACCCUCUCCUUCUCCCGGCUUGGGAGUGUCCUCAACUUCUUCUUCACCCAGCAGUUUGAGACCCACUUUGGUAUCCAGUGGACACUCUGGGGAGGUACCCUGCUCUGUAUGUUGGGUUUUAUUUCAGCCAUCACAGUCAGCGUGCUGGACAAAGUGGGCAUGAAGCAGCUUGGCUUGGAUGGGGUUAUCCAGCAAGAGUCCAAGAAAGUGCGAGUUCAGGAUGUCCGGCGACUGCCACUUUGCUACUGGCUCCUAGUCCUAACCAUCAUGUUCUUCUACAACGGGGUCUUCCCUUUUGUGGCAGAUGCCAGCAAGUUUAUCCAGGAUAAGUACUCUGGCUACAGUCAGCAGGCAGCCGCUUACAUUGCUGGGGCGGUAUACGACAGCUCCCUUGUUCUCUCUGCAGCAGUUGGCAUAUUAAUCGACUAUGUAGGACUGAGAGGUGUGUUUGCAGUUGGUUGUGCUGUGCUGACUCUGCCAGUCUUUGCUCUCCUGGCAUUUACAUUUGUUCCUCCGCUUGUCUCUACCAUCUGGCUGGGGAUCACUUACUCCUUUGCUGCUGCGAGUCUGUGGCCAUCCAUACCCCUUGUGGUUCCCCAGGCAACGUUAGGUACAGCUAUGGGGCUUGCAACCUCUGUGCAGAUGAUUGGAAUUGGCCUCUCCAAUCUGAUCGUUGGACACAUUCUGGGAACCAAGUCCAGUGAACUAAAGAUCCCACUAUGGCGCUGGCAACAGAUGAUGAUCUUCAUGCUGGCAAACACCAUUGCAUGCAUUACUGCCUCUGUUAGCCUCAACGUGGUGGACAAGCAGCAGGGUGGGACACUGAACAGAGCAACAAAGCGAUCAUCUGCAGAACAGGUCAGACAGCCUGUAGACACAGCACCGCUCCUAGAUGAAGUGGGAAAUGAAGGGUUCAUCAACUAAGAAGCAUCAGGAUGCCCUAUUUUGGAUCCUACAGUGACAGAGUACAACUACAACUGGUUGCUGGCACAGUAUUGUCCCUCUUUAUUUCCAAUUAUAUGCUUUUAAGGAAUACAUUGUAAUAUUUUUAGUUGUUUUUUUUUU